AUUUGAGUUGACCGCUACAGUACUUAAUUCUGCUUAAUUUACUUGUUCUUCAAGCAAUUAUUAUCAGAAAUCAUAACCAUCUUAGGAAUCAAAACCCAUUUUUCAAUUUUUCAAAAAGAAAAAGAAAGAAGAUGGCUGUAGAGUCUUUUGCUUUCUGUAUUGCUGAGAAAGUAUUGGAAAAGGUAGCUUCAAAUGCUUACAAAGAGAUUUGUUGUGCAUUGGGUUAUGAAGGAGAACUAAAAAAGCUUGAAGAUAUUUUAUCAACUAUAAAAGCUGUGCUAUUAGAUGCAGAGGAGAAGCAGAGAACGAAUCGCCAGCUGCGUAUUUGGCUGGCUAAGCUUAAAGAUGCUCUUUAUGAUGCUGAGGAUGUUUUUGAUGAAUUUGAGUGUGAAACUAAGAAAAGGCAAGUGCUUAAAUUAUAUGGAAGCACCAUUAAAAAGGUGGGUCACUUUUUUUCAUCCUCUAAUCCACUUGCAUUUCGUUUUAAAAUGGGUUAUAAAAUAAAGGAAAUAAGAGAAAGAUUAGAUGAGAUUGCAAGUCAUAAAUCUAAAUUUCAUCUCAAUGAACAAGAUGAAAACAAAUAUUUUGUACAUAGGACAAGGGAUAUGACCCACUCUUAUGUGGAAGCUUCUGAUAUCCUUGGAAGAGAUGGAGAUAAAGAAAACAUUAUCAAAUUUUUAACAGAUGAUAGGAAAAUGUCUAUCAUUCCUAUCGUGGGACUAGGAGGUUUGGGAAAAACCGCACUCGCUAAAUUGGUUUAUAAUGAUGAAAGAGUAGAGAGACAAUUUGAACUGAAAAUGUGGGUUUGUGUAUCAGAAGAUUUUGAUCUAAAAAUAUUAGUAGAGAAAAUUAUCAAAUCAGCAACCAGUGGCAAGAGACUUCACGUAGAAAGCUUGAGCAAUUUGGAAAUGGAUCCAUUACAAAGAAUCUUGCAAGAAACAAUUGGUGAUAAGAAAUAUCUACUGGUCUUAGAUGAUGUUUGGAACGAUGAUCCCAUGAAAUGGAAUGAACUGAAAGAAUUAUUGUAUAUGGGAGCAAAUGGAAGUAAAAUCUUGGUGACAACUCGUAAUAACCAAGUGGCCUCCAUUGUAGGAACCGUUCCUGCUUAUGAAUUAUCAGGUCUCUCUCAUGAUUUGUGCAUGACUUUAUUCACUAAAUUAGCAUUUAAAGAAGGGAAAGAGAAGAACUACAGAAGCUUGUUAGAAAUAGGGCAUGAAAUUGUCAAGAAAUGUGGAGGGGUUCCCCUAGCUGUGAAGACACUAGCCUCGCUUCUUUUUAUGAGAACUGAAGAAAGUUUCUGGAAAUUUAUUAGAGAUAAUGAGUUAUGGAAAUUGGAGCAAAAAGAAAACGAUAUUUUACCUGCUUUAAGGUUAAGUUAUGAGCAAUUGCCAUCUGAGUUGAAAAGAUGUUUUGCUUAUUGUUCGCUUUAUACAAAAGACCAUAGGUAUAGUGACAUUGAGUUAGUUCAAGUUUGGAUGGCACAUGGACUUGUUCAAUCAAUGGAUGAAAAUGAGGAAUUGGAAGAUGUGGGUAUGGGUUAUUUUAAGGAGCUAGCAUCCAAGUGUUUUUUCCAAGAUUUUGAUGAAAAGUUUGGGUUUAUUUGGUGUAAAAUGCAUGAUCUAUUUCAUGAUCUUGCAUUAUCAAUCACACAAAAUGAAUACUCAAUAAUAACCUCUACCACUAGACAUAUCUCCAAAAAUGUCCGACACUUGUUAUUUCCUGACACAGCUUCACUUCCUGAAGACCUUUCUGUGAUUUUACAUGGCUUAUAUCGUGUAAGAACAAUUGUCUUUAUGAGUGAGGAAAAAGAUCUUAAUGGCAAAUUAAUGUUGGACUUGAACUCGUCGAGGUUUCCAUACUUGAGGAUGUUGGAUUUAAGUCACUUGACAUUAGAGGUUCCAUUGCAGAGAAUAAGCACUUUAAAGCAUUUGAGGUUGUUCCAUUUACAUGGGAAUUCUAGAAUUAUCAAAGUCCCAAAUUCUAUAUGUAAGUUACAAAAUUUACAAGCUCUGUUUCUUUGCCAAGGAAUUGAAGAGGUGCCGAAUAAUAUAAGGUACUUGAUUAGCCUUAGAUUUCUUGAAAUAACAACAAAAGAGAAGCAGUUACCGAAUAAUGGAUUAGGGUGCUUGAAAUCUCUUCGGUUCUUACUCUUUUUUGGGUGUGAAAAUUUAGAAUACUUGUUUGAAGACAUGCAAGGUCUUCAUCAUCUUCGUUUCCUACUUAUUAAUGAAUGUAAAAGCUUAAUCUCUGUGCCCCGAGCUAUGAAAUACUUAGUUGCACUCAAGACUCUUUGUAUCUGUAAUUGUGAAAAUCUUGAUUUGACAAUAGAGGAAGGGAAUGCUAACGAAGAGUUGAGUGCUUUUAGCCUUCAAAAAUUGAUAAUAGUCGGGUUGCCAAAACUGGUGAAUUUUCCCCAUUGGCUUCUUGAAGGAUCUAACUAUUCUCUGCAACUCUUGCAUCUUGAAGAUUGUGAUAAUCUCAGAGAAUUGCCUGUAUGCUUCCAAAAUAUAGUGUCUCUUCAAGAAUUAAGGAUUCAAAAUUGCGGCAAAUUGAGAGAAAGAUGUGAACUUAAAGAAGGUCAAGACUGGUCCGAGAUUGCUCAUAUUCCUGAAGUUAUCAUUGAUGGCAACAACAUUCAAUCACCACAUGACGAUAAUGAUGAUUAGGGUCUGGAUUCUAUGUGUCUUUAAUGAUUGGAACAGCUAUUUCCAGUCUUGGGCAAUGGUUUUACUUCCGAUAACCAAAGCUUUUUAUUUAUUUUCACAUUUGGAUUUGGGUGGAAGCAAGCAAAUGAUAUUUAUUCUCAGAAUUCUCAUCCUUUUUUUUCCUAUUUUAUUUGUAUAUUUUUCUGUGCUUGAAUAUUCAACUUGUAGUAUAAAUAAAAGUAAUUGUUUGGACCAAA
Jatropha curcas is the source of this 2902-nucleotide messenger RNA. Its product is annotated as disease resistance protein RGA2. Lineage: Eukaryota; Viridiplantae; Streptophyta; Magnoliopsida; Malpighiales; Euphorbiaceae. The record is from RefSeq and is a predicted model, not a curated record. Gene Ontology annotation, molecular function: ADP binding.